This is a messenger RNA of Vanderwaltozyma polyspora DSM 70294, 1557 nucleotides long. It is a transcript of the gene MCH5, whose product is annotated as riboflavin transporter. Gene Ontology annotation, molecular function: transmembrane transporter activity. Bases 1 to 1557 code for a protein of 518 amino acids. Lineage: Eukaryota; Fungi; Ascomycota; Saccharomycetes; Saccharomycetales; Saccharomycetaceae. Gene Ontology annotation, biological process: transmembrane transport. The transcript has a single exon. The record is from RefSeq and is a predicted model, not a curated record. Gene Ontology annotation, cellular component: fungal-type vacuole membrane.
AUGGUCAGCUCGAUUCUUAAAAAGAUUACAGGCACCGAAAGACAUUCGGCGGAUGCUGCAACAGCAGAUUCUACAUUGAAUAUUCACUAUUCAAAAACAUCUACUCUUAAUGAUGAAAUUCAAGAAUUGCCUAAAUUGCACACUAGGGACAGUUUUGGCAACAGUGACAGUGAGUCUUUAGAAACUAUUGUCUCAUUAAGAGAAAUUGACGAGAAAAAGGAUGGGAAUGUUGAAACAACAAAUGGUGAUCUUGAAGAUGACAACGAUGAUGAUAUUGAUUUUCCAGAAGGUGGGUUACGUGCCUGGAUUGUGGUAUUUGGUUGUUUCCUAGGUUUGACUGCUUGUUUCGGUUUAUUGAAUACUAUUGGUGUUAUAGAGACACAUAUUCAAAGUCAUCAAUUAUCAAAUGAGAGUUCCCAAGUAAUUGGCUGGGUUUUUUCUAUUUUCCUUUUCAUCUGUUUCAGUUCGUGUAUUUUCAGUGGUACAUAUUUCGAUAGAAAUGGUUUCAAAGUACCAAUGAUUAUUGGCUCAGCUUGUCAAGUCGGUGGUUUGUUUGGUGUAGCCAACUCGACUAAAAUUUGGCAUUUCUUCUUGUCAUUAUCUGUUUUAUCAGGUUUUGGUAAUGGUAUUAUCAUGAGUCCAUUAGUAAGUGCGCCAUCUCAUUAUUUUAAAAAAAGACGUGGUACUGCUACAGCUGUCGCAACUAUGGGUGGUUCAUUAGGAGGUACAAUAUUUCCGAUUAUCCUUCGUAAAUUCUUUAAGAUGGAAAAUAAAAACAACCCUGAUGAUAUUAAUUAUGGCUUUAUUUGGGGUGUUAGAAUUAUUGCCUUCAUCAACCUAGGUUUACUAAUUAUGUCUAUUAUUUUGGCAAAGGAAAGAAUAGUAAUGGAAACAAAACUAAAGGAAGGUGAACCAAAAUGGAAAUCUAUCAUAAGAGUAUACAUCUUACAAAGCUUCGAUUCCAAGGCAUUUUUAGAUAUGAAAUACUUUUUUGCAGUUGCUGGUACAGUAUUUGCUGAAAUCUCGUUGAAUUCAGCAGUCACAUAUUAUGGAUCAUACUGUACAAGCAUUGGUAUUAGUGACUCGGAUGCUUACACCAUGAUCAUGACCAUGAAUUUAUGUGGUAUUCCUGGAAGAUAUGUGCCAGGCUAUUUGAGUGAUCAUUUGGGUAGAUUUAACAUCUCCAUUUGGACUUUGACAUCUUUGGGGAUUCUAAUGUUUGUUGGGUGGCUACCAUUUGGUACUUCAUUAACAAGCAUGUAUGUUAUUAGCGCCCUGUAUGGAUUCUUUUCGGGAAGUAUUUAUUCCCUAUUGCCUGUCUGUAUUGGACAAAUAUCUAAGACAGAAGAAUUUGGUAAACGUUACGCUACAAUGUAUGUUGUAGUAGCCUUUGGUACUUUAAUUGGUAUUCCAAUUACUGGUGCUAUCAUUGGUAAUGAAUCUAAUGCUAAUUAUAAGCAUUAUAUUAUAUUUUGUGGUGUAAUGUCAUUAGCAGGCGCUGCUUGUUUCGUUAUCUCCAGAUCCUACUGCGUUGGUUUGAAAUUGAAGAAAUUUUAG